AUGUCGAAACGAAAGCAUUCGGCGCUCGAGGAUGACUUGCGUCCUGAGGCGGCCAAUGAUUUUAGAGCGACCCGACUCCGCCACCGGUUUGAGCGUGGGACGCAGCUUUUGUUCCGUGCUUUGAAGACUGCCCGUGGCUUUGAGAGGCAGAAAUUGGGCCGGCGACAGAAGACUGCCGGCCAAGAGGAGGACAAUAAAGCCUUGGAAAGACUGGGGCAAGAAGUACAGGUCCUGAAGAGCCUCAACUUGGAAGAAACAGCACAGCGGUAUUUACUCAAACAACUGCAAAAGACUAAACGCAUCGCCGAAUCACCUGAAUAUGUUCGAUUAGCAAAGACUGCCUCGGUCUCAACAUCGGGACCACGAGAUCCAGCCGAAGCCAAUGUUACCGCGAGGCUAUUUAAGUCCAACCCCGUUCAAAGUGCACUCCCGGAGAUCCUGGACGGCAUUAGAAGCCUGCUGGGGCUAGACGAGGACCCGAAAAAUCAGAGCACAAACAAGAAAUCUGAAAAGAAUGAAAAAGUGAAAGAGAAAAAGCAGACUGCUCAAGUGCAGAGACCGGAAAGCGUCUCCGAUGAUGAAUUGGACGAAAACCCAAAGCCGAAUCGCGGGAAUGUGGGCGACAUCAGCAAUGGCGAGGGAUCAGACGCAGAGAGUCUCGAAUUUGCCCAGUUUGACGACCGUCUUGCUUCCGCCUCAGAUGACUCAGACUCUGAAAUGGACCUCGAUACAAACCCACCAAAUCGACCCUACGACGCCACAGCCGACCUUUCUGUUUCGUCGGGCUCGGAAUCAGCGGCCUCUUCCAAAUCCCCACCAGCCUCUAAAAUAAAGGGACGGCAAAAGCUUCGAGCAGACGAGACUCCCAAGGAUACAACCUUCCUUCCUUCGCUUAUGAUGGGCGGUUACUGGUCAGGGACCGAAUCCGGUGAGGAUAGCGAUACUCCCAAAGGCCCACCUCAACGCAAGAACAGAAUGGGACAACAAGCUCGUCGCGCUUUGGCGGAGAAGAAAUACGGUAGCGGUGCCAAACAUCUGCAAAACGACAACAGAAACGGUAACAACGGUAAAAACGCUGGCUGGGAUAGCCGCAGGGGAGCGACGAAUGGAUCUGACUCUAGGCCUAGAUGGGGCAAAGGACAGACAGGUCGACCUUUUGACAAAGGGGGGAAUAGAGACGACAGGAUAGACAAGCCGACGCAAAGAGCUGCUCCAUCAAAUGCUAAUGCACCUUUGCAUCCGUCUUGGGAAGCAGCGCGCAAGGCUAAAAUCGAGAAAUCCCAGGCUUCGUUUCAAGGGAAGAAGAUCACAUUUGACUAG
Messenger RNA from Talaromyces rugulosus, 1320 nucleotides. RefSeq lists its product as uncharacterized. The transcript is spliced from 2 exons. Gene Ontology annotation, cellular component: 90S preribosome; nucleus. Gene Ontology annotation, biological process: maturation of SSU-rRNA. NCBI's taxonomy places the organism in Eukaryota, Fungi, Ascomycota, Eurotiomycetes, Eurotiales, Trichocomaceae. The record is from RefSeq and is a predicted model, not a curated record. Bases 1 to 1320 code for a protein of 439 amino acids.